UAUUACCGGAGGGGACAUAUUUAUUUUAAAUAAAGUAUGGCUCCUAUCGCUACAAAUUCAGAGCAGCGAACGGAGGACAGUUAUGGUCAAAAUAACAGUAUCGUUUUUAAUGCAUCAAAGAAAGAGCUCUUUACUCCAGCCAGUGGCUUUAGAAAUCUUGUGAGGAAACUGAGAAAUUAUUGGAAAGUUAUCAUUAAUAAGGAUGAAAUAACCUUGGAGAGAUUGUUGUAUGCCAAUCUGUUUGUUCUUGCCGGACCAAGAGAAAAAAUAUCAGCAAGUGAAUUUGAAGCAAUGAAAUCAUAUCUCGAGAAAGGUGGAAGUAUCCUUGUUUUACUGGGAGAGGGUGGUGAGGUACACUUUGGUACAAAUAUCAACUUUUUACUUGAAGAUUUUGGAAUCAUGGUUAAUUGUGAUUCAGUUAUACGUACAUCUUACUAUAAAUACUUCCAUCCAAAAGAAGUUUAUAUUUCAAAUGGAGUUUUAAACAGAGAGAUAAAUAAUGCUGCUGGUAAACAUAUUCCUGGUGAUCUUGAUAGUGACCUCUCCACAUUCACUCAAUCAUUAAAUUUUGUCUACCCAUUUGGUGCGACGCUACAUGUUGUAAAACCAGCGAUUCCUGUGUUAUCGACUGGGACAGUUUCAUUGCCAGUAAAUCGUCCGGUUUGUGCAUUUCAUUCCUCAAAGCGUUCCGGUGGAAAACUUGCAGUGAUCGGUUCAGUUCACAUUUUUCACGAUCAAUACUUUGAUAAAGAAGAAAAUAGUAAAGUUCAAGAUGUCGUUUUUCAAUGGUUGACGUCUGAGGAUGUUCGUCUUAACAUCAUUGAUGCUGAAGAUCCAGAGAUCUCCGACUAUCAUUUUAUUCCUGACACAUCAAAAUUAGCUGAGAGUCCUAAAGUUUGUCUGCAAGAAGGAGAGGAGAUCCCUAAUGAUUUUUCUAAGAUGUUCGACAAAGAUUUAUUCAAACUGGAUACAGCAAUCGUACCAGAAGUUCUUAGGAGUUAUGAUGAAAUGCACGUGAAACACGAGGCUCUACAGUUGAUUCCUCCGCAGUUUGAGACGCCGUUACCUCCUUUACAACCAGCGGUAUUCCCGCCGACUUUUCGCGAAUUGUCUGGUCCACCAAUGGAACUUUUUGAUUUAGAUGAUCAUUUUUCAUCAGAAAAAGUCAGAAUUGCUCAAAUCACCAACAAAUGCAGUGAUGAUGAUAUUGAAUAUUAUGUUCGUGAAUGUGGUGAAAUAUUAUGUGUAACGAACAAGUUGCCUGCAGAUGUCAGAGAUGCCAAACAUAUAUUGGAGUAUAUACUUGGACAAGUUGUUGAGUUUAAGAAACUUAACCAGGAGAUGGAUGAUGUGCUAUCCUGAGCAUGAUGUCUUCAUGAAAAUCACUGACAUAAGAAAUGAAAGACUCCAUUUUUUGAGGUAUGAAUGUUCAUGUUAUAAAAAAUGUUUUAAACUUUUCAAAACAAGAGUGAAAAAAAGUAUUUCACUGUGCAUAAAGGAAAAUCUUACUAGCAAACUUUCAAACAUUAUUUACAUAUACCAAUGAGUAAAUGUUUUUUCAGUGUUGUAA
Molecule: messenger RNA, 1570 nt
Organism: Xenia sp. Carnegie-2017
Lineage: Eukaryota; Metazoa; Cnidaria; Anthozoa; Malacalcyonacea; Xeniidae
Product: intraflagellar transport protein 52 homolog
Exons: 15
Coding region: 37-1362 (441 amino acids)
Biological process (GO): cilium assembly; intraciliary transport
Cellular component (GO): intraciliary transport particle B; cilium; centriole
Source: RefSeq, a predicted model, not a curated record